CGUAGAUUAACUACCAUUCCCCAAUCCCAAGUAAACAUGCUCCGUCGGGCAUUUCCUUCUACUUUCAACUUGUUCUCCGCCAUAGCCUUUUUUUUUUUUUUUGGCUAAUAAAAAUUCUUCGCCAUAGCUUUAAAGCCUGCAUUAGCUAAGAAUUUGGCUCCAUUCACCACCCAAUACAAGAACGUGCACUCCCCAUUUUUCCUCUUCUUCUUUGGGAACUUCAAUUUUAAAACCAUCGAAAGUAAUAAGCUCUUAUUAAAAGCCGUUUUUUUUUUUUUCCCUUUUUCCUAUUAAGGAAAAGUGAGAAGAAAGUAAAAGCGGCGCACGUUAGCAACCUUCUACUUCUAUAUUCGACUGGCGGUGCGUAUGGCGCGGCAGCACGCACUUUAUUCAUGGGACACGGAGUUCGUCCGCAGGAGAAAGACGCCGUAGUGGUAAUUCGGCGCACGCUAGCGUUUCUUCCCCCCAAUUACGGCGGCGCAUUCUAACGACGCCGGCGCACGAUAGCAACCUUUACGCGUGGCAUGGGCAAUCACUCUCUAAUUGCUUUGCCAAGUUACAAACUUUAUACCAUUAUCUCGCUCUUUCUUUCUCUAGAAAAAUUACUUCGAUUCAAAUCUUUCCUUCUUCAUUGCUGAUUUUGUCUUGUAAUGAAGCAUAUGAUGGCAAUGUAGUAAUAUCAGAAACUCUUAGCCUGUGGGGCAUUUACUCCCAGUCUCGGGUUCUUAUUGUGUGGAUACUCCGGAAACAGAUUGAUAUUUGUUGUUGUUCGUUCUCGAUUCAUCGUGCAUUGAGAACCCGUGAUAAGAUUGUACACAACAAAAGUAGGUUGGUCCCUAGGCAAUAAAAUGAAGAAACCGGAGAACCACAAAACUUAUUCAACUAGGGAUGUCGUGCCUACUAGUGAACUCUGGACUGAUGGCCUUAUAUGUGCUUUUGAAUUCAUUAGAGGCCCAAAGAAAGCGGUUGCAUCAAAAUCUGGUUCUAGAACCCCAAGCAGACAACAAACCAAUGGGGAUCAGUCAAGGUUGCGUGUGCCUUCUAAUGGACUUGCUGCGGAUACUUCAUUUCUGAAAUUAGAUAAUGCCAAAGUAGUCGAGACCGCAUCCCUGAGUGAGGUCAGAAGCAGUAAUAUUGGUUCUUUAGGUGACGACAGAGAUAGCCCGGUUCAUCCGUCGGGACAGAUUCAUAGCUUUGAAAGACAUGAAGGGAGUUAUUGGGUACCAAUUGGGUGGGCUAGGAUUUCGGAACUCGUGCAAACUGUACAAAUUGGUGCUAAUUGGGCUUCUCAGCAGUUCGAUUUCCCAGAUGAUGAAGAUGACCUCACUGUUGCCGAUUUAGCUGCUCCAUACUGGGAGCGCCCUGCAGGGCCGGUAUGGUGGUGCCAUGUCUCUGCUGGUCAUCCCUAUGUUGAGGCAUGGCUCAGCAGUGCUCAGUGGUUGCACCCUGCUAUUAGUGUAGCAUUAAGGGAUGAAAGCAGACUGAUAAGCGAAAAGAUGAAACACCUACUUUAUGAGGUCCCAGUUAGAGUUGCCGGAGGGCUGUUAUUUGAGCUCUUGGGACAAUCAGCUGGUGAUCCAUAUGUUGAUGAGGAUGACAUCCCUAUUGUGCUUAGAUCUUGGCAAGCCCAAAACUUCCUAAUAACUGUAUUGCAUCUAAAAGCACAUGUAUCAAGUGUAAAUGUGCUGGGCAUUACAGAAGUUCAGGAACUUCUUUCUGCUGGAGGCUAUAAUGCACCGAGAACAGUGCAUGAAGUUAUAGCACAUCUAGCUUGCCGACUAACUCGAUGGGAUGAUAGGUUGUUUCGCAAGUCCAUAUUUGGUGCGGCAGAUGAGAUUGAAUUGAAGUUUAUGAACAGGAGAAACCACGAGGAUCUGAAUCUUUUCAGUGUAAUUCUGAAUCAAGAGAUCAGAAAGCUGUCAAGACAGGUUAUCAGAGUGAAGUGGUCACUUCAUGCAAGAGAAGAGAUCAUCUUUGAGCUUCUCCAGCAUUUGAAAGGAAUUUCCGCAAAAAGCUUGCUAGAAGGAAUCAGAAAGAGUACAAGAGAAAUGAUCGAGGAGCAAGAAGCUGUUCGUGGCCGGUUGUUUACUAUUCAGGAUGUAAUGCAGAGCACUGUCCGCGCAUGGUUACAGGACAGAAGCCUUAGAGUGACGCAUAAUUUGGCGGUCUUUGGGGGCUGUGGUCUAGUUCUUUCCAUAAUCACCGGGCUCUUUGGAAUCAAUGUUGAUGGAAUCCCUGGGGCUGAGAAUACGCCAUAUGCCUUUGGUCUUUUCUCAGGCGUCCUCUUCUGUCUGGGAAUCAUCCUAAUUGUGGUUGGGCUGGUUUAUCUUGGACUAAAAAAUCCUGUGGCUGGACAGCAGGUUGAAGUUAGGAAGUUGGAGCUCCAAGAAUUGGUUAAGAUGUUUCAGCAUGAGGCAGAAACUCAUGCCCAGUGGGAAAGACACCAAGAGACUGUAGCAGAAGAGGAUGACACUCAUCGUACGUCAACCUGAUCGAUGGGUGGAAAUCUGGUUUACUCUAGGAGCAAUAAUAGUGAGAAGGAGCUGUUCAGAAGAAUAAUAACAAUCUGCACUUGAAAGAGAAGACAAAGGGAAAAAAAAAGGAAGGAAAAAAACAAAAGAAACAAAAUAUAUAAAAAAAAAAAGAGGAAAAGAAAGCUAGUAUAUUAUUCUAAUUGAAAUGCCAAUUUAAUUAUUAUUGUGCCGCUUGAAAAUCUAAUUAUGUUAUAUUAUUGUUAUUCCAUGUUUUGGUUGUAAGACUUCGAAUAACUCAUGUUUCAUCAUUAUCCUUUAAUAACCAAGGAAACCCUCAGACAUGAAGAGUGGUGCUUUCAUACACUAAUGAAAGAUGUAACGA
Morus notabilis is the source of this 2856-nucleotide messenger RNA. RefSeq lists its product as uncharacterized. The transcript is spliced from 9 exons. The record is from RefSeq and is a predicted model, not a curated record. The coding region runs from base 849 to 2492 and encodes 547 amino acids. Gene Ontology annotation, molecular function: metal ion transmembrane transporter activity. Gene Ontology annotation, biological process: transmembrane transport; metal ion transport. NCBI's taxonomy places the organism in Eukaryota, Viridiplantae, Streptophyta, Magnoliopsida, Rosales, Moraceae. Gene Ontology annotation, cellular component: membrane.